AUGCACCCGAGAGAUGGGCUGCGGAGGCAGCACUCCCGGCAGUCAAGGGGGAAGGGUGCUGCUGUUGGCGUCGCUGCAGAUGCCGUUGAUGAUGCUGUUGUGGGUAGGGACGAGGAGGGCAGCCCUGUGGCAGAUCCGAGCGCGGGAGGAGUGGAUCUGGGCGUGGAAAGUGCAGAUCUGGUCGCGAGGUGUGCAGAUCUGGGCGCGCAGAGCGCAGAUUUGGAUGCGCGGAAUGCAGAUCUGGUCGCGCAGAGCGCAGAUUUGGAUGCGCGGAAUGCAGAUCUGGUCGCGCUGAGUGCAGAUCUGGUCGCGCGGAAUGCAGAUCUGGUCGCGCGGAGUGCAGAUCUGGAUGCGCGGAAUGCAGAUCUGGUAACGAAAUGUGCAGAUCUGGGUGCAGGGGUAGAUCUGGGUGCGGGAGGAGUAGGUCUGGGCGCGGGAGGAGUAGAUCUGGACGCUGGAGUUGCAGAUCUGAGCGCGAGGAGAGCGGAUCUGGGCGCUGGGAGGGAAGAUCUGGGCGCUGGGAGGGCAGAUCUGGGCGCUGGGAGGGCAGAUCUGGGCGCUGGGAGGUCAGAUCUGGGCGCUGGGAGGGCAUAUCUGAGCGCUGGGAGGUCAUAUAUGGGCGCUGGGAGGGCAGAUCUGGACGCUGGGAGGUCAGAUCUGGGCGCUGGAGUUGCAGAUCUGGACGUGCGUGGAGCAGUGCCUUGGAGGGCUGCGCCUUAUGUGUUGCGCGGGGAGGGAGGACAGCGCCUAAAGGGCGCGCGAAGAGAUGGCAGCUUCGUUCUAAAAGGCUAG
Molecule: messenger RNA, 792 nt
Organism: Closterium sp. Naga37s-1
Lineage: Eukaryota; Viridiplantae; Streptophyta; Zygnematophyceae; Desmidiales; Closteriaceae
Source: the annotation of a GenBank genome assembly